Molecule: messenger RNA, 2021 nt
Organism: Zophobas morio
Lineage: Eukaryota; Metazoa; Arthropoda; Insecta; Coleoptera; Tenebrionidae
Exons: 9
Coding region: 49-1086 (345 amino acids)
Source: RefSeq, a predicted model, not a curated record
AUUUUAUAUUGAGUUAUAUGUGUGUUGUAAUACUAUUCUUUUGUAACUAUGUCACUUCCGAACACAAAAUCUGAAUCAGCUGCUAACAAUAUUAAAAGUUCAGAAGACGAUGUUCUACAGUCCGAAGAUCCAGUUUUAACUAAUUUAAAAUAUGCACAAUCUGCCAAAGUUCUAGAAAGCUCAGAUGAUGAAGUUUUACAAUCUCUAGGAGCAGUUGCAUUAAGGCGUUUAGAGGAUCUAAAAAACUUCAACAGUGGAACUUCAAGUAUGCAGCCAUCAAAAAAUAUUUUGUUUGCUCAAAACACAGAUAAAUAUACAAAUAUCGUUUCAGCAACCACUUCCAAUUCAUCUUCUACGAAUGCCAAAGCGAAUAUUCAACUGACGAAGAACCAAACCGUUACAUCGACAAAAGAACCACCGUCACUGACAGACUUAUUAAAGGAACUUAAACACAGUGUCAAAGCUCUGGUAAGAAAGACGAGAAGAUUGACAGUAUCUUCAUUCGACGAAGAGUGGGAUUUCUAUGAAAUUGUCGGUGAAAUUAAAAUAGAUCCACUUGAGACGAUUUCAGAAGAAAAUAAUCAGUGGGAAGAUACAGCUUCCAGGGUGCUUGAUCCGAUUACUUUGGCACAUUGGUUAGUUAUACACGAUGAUCUAACUAAAGCAGAGUUAGGAGGCCAGUGGCUGCUGUCAGCUUAUUAUCCUUUCAAGAAAAAGCCUGCUUUUCUAGAGCUUGAUAGUUACAGUUUUGAGGAAAUAAGGUUUCUGUUUUACGAAGGAAAACAAAAAGGAGAGCUUGAAGAGCACAAACAGAGAAUCAAAUCUAUACUUGAACGAGCUAAAAUGAAGAUCGAGGCAUUUAAAAAUCGCGAACCGGAGGUUAUGAGUAUUUUGAAAAAUAUAUGCAAUAAAAAUAUAAGUAUUUAUACCGACAAUGAGUUUGCAUCAGAUACAAAAAAUUCCUUCGAAAACAAGUGCAGUUCACUAAAAGAGUUAUACUAUCCUCAAACAUAUUUGGCGUUUAUGACUUCACACCAAUUUGACUCCCAUUAUAAUUCAAUAGGCCGUCACAACCGGAUGUCUUAAACCCGCUCACCGAUACCUACCUGAAAAGACCUUUUCUGGUAAAAGCACAGGGCAGGACUGAGUUUUGCAUUUACCGACAACUGCGCCUUUCGAGUUUUUUAUUUUAAGUAAAAACAAAGUAACUUUGUUUUUACUUAAAAUAAGUCAUAAACGCCAAAUCAUUUUUUAUUACAGCACAACUAUUUACUUAUUAACUACUAGUGCUUAUUUAUUGAUCGAAAUAGUCACUGUCAUCAUCACUCGACUCUUCUAAAUUAAUAAUUAACGGUGUUAUCAACCGUGCCCUGUACUGGUCUUCUUCUUUUGUGGAAUGUCGUACACAAUUGGCCCACAUUUCGGCAGUUAUUUUGGAAGCUUCUUCCCUAAUUAUGUCAAUUGUUGCACUACUAAAUUUUGGUGCCGUAUUAUUCCUUCUUAUAUUAUUUUUCAUUUGCGACCAGAUUAGUUCGAUGGGGUUAAAUAUACAAUGGUACGGCGGAAGUCUAAUCACCCUAUAAAUCCACGAUCUCGCGCCAUAGCAUCUAUUUUAUAUUGUUUCUCAAAUUUUCGAGUGUGUAACACUUCUAAUAAUUGUGUCUUUGUGUAAUUUUCUUCAAAGUAUAAAUCAUGUUCUGUAGGGAAAUUUUGAAAUUUGAAAAUUUUAAUAAACAAAAUUACUCUGAGUCCGGUCCUUCGCGUCUCGACCGUCCCUGGCACGUCGAAAAGGUCUUUUCAGGUAGGUAUCGGUGAGCGGGUUUAAGACAUCAGGUUGUGACGGCCUAUUGAAUUAUAAUGGGAGUCAAAUUGGUGUGAAGUCAUAAACGCCAAAUAUGUUUGAGGAUAGUAUACUGAAAGCAGUAUCGGAGCUUGAAGUAGAAGUGAAUGAAACGGCCUAAGAUGGUUAAAUCAACACAACUCCACAGUUUUUAAGUCAAAUUAUAAUUUUUUUGUAAUAC